Soboliphyme baturini is the source of this 936-nucleotide messenger RNA. The record is from the annotation of a GenBank genome assembly. Lineage: Eukaryota; Metazoa; Nematoda; Enoplea; Dioctophymatida; Soboliphymatidae.
AUGGAAGAGAAUCCGAGUUACGUUGAUCCAUGGCAAGAGUACAAAGCUAUUAAUAUGAAGCUGAAGAAGCGCUUGCUACGAAAGCCGAAUCUUUUAGAAGCGGUAAAGGAAUUUUCUGCAUUAUCUCUACGUCUGCAGGACGAAGAAUGUCCCCAGUAUGCUGCGCUGUGUCACAUGACGAUGGCCCGUUGUGAGCAGCAGAUUGGCAACCCAGCCGGGGAGAACCAGAAUUAUCGUAAAGCUGCCGAUCUGUUUGUGAAGGCUGAGAAAGAGUACGCUUUCGACCUGAAGCUGCCAACCAUGGAGCUGAACCUUAGUUCAGCGCUUCAUUGUUACUCUUGUGCAAUAAGGUCUCAUAUCGAGCAGAAUCAACCGACGUUAGCCGCAGCGUUGUGCAUGGAAGUCGGUUGCCGUCUGAUGGACUUGGACAAGGAUUACGAGAGCAUCGAAUUUUUUCGACAAGCCGCCAACUAUUUCUCAGACGCCAAUCCGUGCGGUUAUUAUCAAUCGUUGCAGCGAAAGUGCAUGUGUGAGGUGAAUCUGGGUUUUUAUUCGGAUGCGCUGCAGACGUUGGACAACGCGCGCACUUCGAUCGAGUCUUGGGCGGACACCAGCGGCGCCUCGUUGUGGCAGAGCAGGUUACAGGAUAUCGAAGCGGCGACAGUGAUUUUGUUGCUGACACAUGAUCUGGCAUCACAUAAGCUCAAUGACUAUCAGUCGUCGUUACUGAAAAACUAUACAACCCUAUCAUUUCAAGAACCGGACUUUCCAAGCCAUGUAAAACGGGACUGUCGUCUGCAUCUACAAAGCUUCGUGCAGUCGAUGAAAGAGGAAUACUGUAAAGGUGCCGAGCUGGCUCUCACCGAAUUGCAGCCGUAUCUGAAGCCUUAUCUCAUGGACCUGGCCCUUAAAAUGUUGGAUUUAAUAAGAAGCUGA